This is a messenger RNA of Nothobranchius furzeri (turquoise killifish), 3940 nucleotides long. Its product is annotated as E3 ubiquitin-protein ligase RNF31. Gene Ontology annotation, cellular component: LUBAC complex. Gene Ontology annotation, molecular function: linear polyubiquitin binding; zinc ion binding; K63-linked polyubiquitin modification-dependent protein binding. Gene Ontology annotation, biological process: protein linear polyubiquitination. Lineage: Eukaryota; Metazoa; Chordata; Actinopteri; Cyprinodontiformes; Nothobranchiidae. The record is from RefSeq and is a predicted model, not a curated record.
ACUGUUAUUUUGAUCGGAUGUGUGACAGGAACUCAUUCCGUCAACUUUGUAGUUCCGCGUUGGAAGUAUUUAGCUAGCUAGUAGCUUCAGACGGUACCAGCUCUAUUCAGAGGAGAACUGGACCUCUGUUGUCACUUUUUAAACAAUUUACUUGUCCAAAUGAAAACGUAGACGCGUGUUUCAUUUCCUGGGAGGACGGAGUGACGUUUGAGAGAAGCCUAAACAGCAAAAGUGCGAUGAGCAGCAGCAGCAGCCCUGCGUCCGUCCAGAUGGACGAGGUCCGGCAGAAAGCUCGGUCGGUCCUCUCGUCGUCGGGCUCGGCUCAGGAUGUGAAGGCUGACAUUCAAACCAUGGCCGCCAUCGCUCUGCACGUUUCAGAGAAGUAUCGCCACCUUCCUGCAGAGACCAUGCUGAGAGAAAACACGGAGAACCGCCCCAGACCGGAGGUUCUGGAGUCUUUAGGGAAACUGGUGAAAGCUUUGAGCAUCCUGGAGAAGUACGGCUGCAACCUGACCAGUCCCACCAGGCCCAGGUACUGGAGGAGCGUCAAGCACAACAAUCCGGUCUUCAGAACCACCGUGGACGCCAUCAAGGGAGGCCGCAGAGUCCUGUUUCUGUACGGCUACACCAACCAGCAGAUCGACGGCCUCAGCUUUCCCGAGGAGGUCACUGAACCAAACAUUGAAACGGUUGCCGCGGUGACGCUGGAGGUGAUGACCCUUCGCUCUGAAGUGGACAUGCUGUUAAAGGGCACCCAUCCUCACCCCGAACCCUUCAGCGACAUCAUCCCAUUAAUCAUCCAGCAGAAUGUGCCGCCCAAGGGCUCUGUGGUAAAUGGGCCUGCAGACAAGGAGCAGGAAGAAAAACCUCAGGUGCCUCCUCCUCUGGCUAAACCCUCUCCGAUGCCGAGAACGCCUCCGAAACCUGCUGCAGCUUCGCCGGCGGUGGGGGAGUGUAGUCUGUGUGGCACCACUUCCUGUCUCGUCUGCUCCUCUUGUAACAAUCAGCACUUCUGUGUUGCGUGCGACGACCUGUUCCACCGCCACCCGUCCAGAGCCGAUCAUCGCAGAGACACUGUCCAGAAAACCUCAGCGGAGACCUGUGGGAUUUGUGGGACUACUGCUGUUCAUUCUCAGUGUCCCUCGUGUGUCAAGAGGUUGUGUUUGAACUGCGACCGUCUCUUCCACUCUCACCCUGACCGUAAAGGACACAGCAGGACGAUUGUUGGACCGGCGUCCAGAGCUCCCAGUUUGUCCCAGACGUCGUGGGACUGCUCACACUGCACCACAGUCAACGAGAUGAGAGCUGUCCUCUGCACCACGUGUGAACGUCCUCGACUCGCCACGGCCGCCGUCCCAGACAGCUCCAUCCCCACGUCUCAAAACUCGGAGUGGCAGUGUAAGAGCUGCACCGUGCUGAAUCAGGGCAGCAGCAUCCUCUGUGAGGUCUGUGAGCGCCCCCGCCUGGCCACUCGCCCACCCGUCACCCCUGUUCUGUCCAGCCUCCAGUCUGAGCCCAACUCAGCAGCAAAGUGGACCUGCCAGUUCUGCACCUUCGUCAACACCCAGCCGUCUCCCACCUGUGAGAUGUGCAGGCUGUCAUGUAAAGACUCGGCUGGAGUCUCUCUGCCCCAGUCCCUCCUCCAGGUGUCCUCCUCCGCCACCGCAGAGCCGCCUCCGCUGGGCGGCAGGCCGAAGCCCAAGCCCCGAGUUGGCAUGGACCUGAAGAGGCAGCAGAUGAUGAAGGAUGAUGGUCUCAAGCUCAUCCAGCAGAUCAGAGAGGCGGAGAAGCGAGGCGUCAGCCCCGAGGAGGUGUAUGCGGCUCUCUGCAUGUGUGGCGGCAGCAACCCCUGCGACUGGCUGACCUCGGAGCUGCCCCACCUGCUGGAUGAGAUCUGCGCCAUGGCCGCCUCUGUCCAGCUCAACUACAGAGCAGGGAACGCCGGGGCGGAGCCCGCCGUGGAGCGGGACGUCGGCAACGGAGGCAUGAAGCCCUCCAGAGCCGAGGCCAAGCUAGCCUGGCUGGCGGCCGGGGGAGACACAGACCGAGCUGUGAGACAGCUGCUGAGAGACAGACGGGUCAAGAUGAAAGAGCUUCACUCCCUCGGCUUCCUGGAUGUGACCCGGUGUGAGGAGGCCCUGCGGCAGAGUGGAGGGCAGGUGAAAGGAGCCCUUUCCCUGCUCCAGCGCCCCCUCGUGGAGCCUUUCCACCAGCACAUCUGGAUGGACCAACCGGAGCCUCCGAUCGACCCCAAACACGCGGACAAACUGAGGACGUGCAGGAGGCUGCUGGCGCUGUACGACCUGCCCAGCUGGGGGCGCUGUGAGCUGGUCCUGUCGCUGCUCCAGGAGCCAGACGUCACCUGCUCACUGGAGGACGUGGUUCACGCUGUCAAGCAGUCUCACGACAGGGACUUCAUCAGACGUCUCCUCAUCAACGAGUGUCCCUGCUGCCUGAGCAUCUUCCCCCACAGCAAGAUGCAGUCUCUGACGUCCUGCCAGUGCUCCGUGUGCCACGAGUGCUUCGGGCAGCACUUCACCAUCGCUGUCAGAGACAAACACAUCAGAGACAUGGUGUGUCCCGUCUGCGGCGAGCCGGACAUCAACGACCCCGAACAGCUGGACAGCUACUUCUCCACCCUGGACAUCCAGCUGCGGGCAUGUCUGGACUCUGAGGUUUACGACUUGUUCCACAAAAAGCUGACAGAACACGCCCUGAUGAAAGACCCAAAGUUCCUGUGGUGCUGUCACUGUGACUCCGGGUUUAUCAACGAUGGGAACCAGCUGAAGGUCACCUGCCCAUCGUGCCGUAAGAGUUUCUGCGCUCAGUGCAAGAAACCUUGGGAACCCCAGCACCAGGACGUGUCCUGUGAAGAGUUUCAGCGCUGGAAGAGGGACAACGACCCGGAGUACCAGAGACAGGGCCUGGCCGGGUAUCUGAGAGACAACGGCAUCAACUGUCCUCAGUGUAACUUCCAGUACGCGCUGACCAAAGGCGGCUGCAUGCACUUCAGCUGCUCCCAGUGCAGGUACCAGUUCUGCAGCGGCUGCAACAACCCGUACCACAAGACCGCGUGUAAGACGCCUCGGUGCACGUACAACGGCCUCCACGCCCAUCACCCUAGGGACUGCCUCUUCUACCUCCGGGAUUGGGACGCACCCCGACUGCAGCAGCUCCUGCAGAGGAGCGGCGUGGACUUCAACACGGAUCCGUCCAACGGGACUCAGACCGAUGCUUGUGGUGUGAUGGAGCAGAAAGACGAGGCGGGACAGCAGGUCGAUUCUCCGUGUGGCGUUGCAACGCAGCCGGGACAAGCCGGACUCUGCGAUAAACACUACAGGGAGUACCUGGUGAGUCUGGUAAAUGAUCACACUCUGGACCCGGCCGUGCUCUACGACACCGGUGAGCUGGUCCGAGCCUGCGAGCGGUACCUGGGGGAGUCGGCGAGAGGAGACGGAGAGGACGACAGCGUCUACGGCGCCCGACUACUGAAGGUAGUUUACACUCGGCACGUUCGCUCACAGACGCUCAGACUGACGCCUCGUUUCCCCCCACAGAAAAUCCUGGAGGUUCCUCUUGGAGAAAAAGUUCCCAGGAACAAAUAAGGAUCCCUCCGGAGAAAGCAGAGACCCGUCGCUGUGAUUGACCGCUCCGUUUCAGUAAUCUGCUGAAUUCCAGACAACACCGCAGGAACAAACCGUUUUCUGUGGAACCUGUUUAGAGUUUCCCACAGCGAGGAGUUUAUUUUCCCUUACUCCAAGAAUCGUGUUUUUGUGCCUUAAAUGUUAACUUUGGUGUGGAGUUUUAAUCUUUAGAAACCUGACGGGUUUCGGACUCCUGGAUAAAAGGUUUACGGAUCAGCUGUUGAAUGUUUUCUCUUGUGGUCGAUGAAUCUGAUCAUUUAGCCAUCGUCUCAAAUAAAAGAUAUUCUUGCAGUUUA